CAAAAUGUAAUAAUUAAUAUUUCCUGAUAGCUUUUUCCAUCUCCUUUGAACUUCAACAUUAGGCAAGGCAUCUAAUCCGAAUGAGUGAAUGAAUAUCUUCAGCAAAAGAUGACAGCUUCCCUCUCUCUCUGCUGCCAGAAACCUAGAAGACACCAACGAGAAAAGAAAAGAAGUCAACAACAAGUGGUACGUUAGAACUUAGAAUCAGUCAUGUUCAAGUCUGCAAAAUGGAGAAAGGAGAAGAAGAUCAGAGCUGUAUUCCAAAUGCAGUUUCAAGCAACACAGGUGCCUCAACUAAAAGGAAAAGGCCUCAUACUAUCACUUGUUCCAGCAGACGCUGGAAAGCCGACUUUAAAAUUGGGAAAAGCUGCAAUAGUUGAAGGAUGCUGCUCCUGGGAUACUCCUAUAUGCGAAACCAUGAAAUUUGAGAGAAAUUCUCAAUCAGGAAAUUUUCAAGAAAAGAUAUACUAUUUCGUUGUAGGGACGAAAUCAUCAAAAUCAGGUUUUUUGGGAGAGGUGGGAAUGGAUUUUGCGGAAUUGGCAGAGAUAACUGAGCCAGUAAUACUAUCUCUACCUCUUAUGCCAGCAGACUCGGGCAUAGUUUUACAUGUGACAGUACAGAAGAUGCAAGGGAUGUCUGAUCAAAGGAGCAGGGAUGAAAGUGAUGUUUCAAGAACUGAUUCGUAUGAUCAAAAGAGAAUUGAAACAGAGCUGGAAUGUGCAAACUCCGCCCAAGGUGAGGAAUGCAACACAACAUCUCCAUAUUCUGAGAGAAAUGGCGGCCUUAGACAUCUUCAACAUGAUGAUAGUGAAGUGAAGCAAGACCCUAGUAGUUUUGGGCAUGAGGACUUCAGGCCGGAGAAGCCUGCUUUUGGGAUCAAUUCCCUGAAAAGAUAUUCCCAUCAAAGAUCCUCCACAGACUGCUCCCUGGGCUCAACCUCAGAUGGAAGUAUAAUAGAUGCAAUAAACAGACCCAAGGAGGAAAUCCCAAGGGAUAUGGUGUUGCAAGAAACUGACACAAACAGCAUUUUGAGGUUACAAAAUCAAAUCAAACUGUUGGAAAGGCAGGCAGAAGUUUCUGAAAUAGAGCUGCAAUCCCUGAGGAGGCAAGUUGUAAAAGAAAGCAAAAGGGGACAGGAUUUAGUGCAACAAAUUUUUGACCUCCAAGAGGAGAGAGAUGCACUUAAAACAGAAUGUGAUCAACUUAAGUUAAAAAUUACAGGGCGGGAUGUGGAAGUCUCAAAAAUACGGCAAAGUGAAAUUGAAGAGUGGGCUGCACAGUUAGAGGGGUUCAGGCAAGAGCUUGCUCACGAGAAGCAAUUAAAAAGCAAAUUGGAGCUACAACUGCAAAAGACAGAAGACUCGUACUCUGAACUUAUUCUUAGAGUAAGGGACAUGGACGAGACUUUGGCCAAGAAAAACAAGGAGAUAUCUUCACUUUCCAGUAAAGUAGAAUCUAACAAAAAUUACAACUUCAGAAGUGAUCAGAAUGAAGAGAAAAACAGAAAUGUGUUUGAGAAGGGCAAUGAAUCAGAAGAAAUGAGGCAAAUAAUAGGAAAGCAGGCCAAGAAAAUUGAGGUUUACGAGAAAGAAAUUGAACAGCUAAUUGUACAGAAGGAUCAUCUUGUGAGUGACUGUGAAGUUCUGAAAGAUGAAAAAGAGGAUGCUUAUUCUGAGCUUGAGCAGAGUGAGUUACAAAGAGAGAAAUUGCAAAAAGAAUAUUUUGAAGCAUUGGCCAGCAUAAAGCAGUUGCAGGCCCAUGUACAGGAGUUGGAGAGUGAAAUGCAAAGACAAGCAAGAAAUUACUUGGAAUCAUUGGACACAAUAAGCAUGCUAGAAUCUGAAGUCAUGAGCCUUGAGAAGGAGUUGAAAAAACAGGCAGAAGAAUUUGAGAAUGAUCUGGAAGCAGCAAAUCAAGCCAAAGUUGUGCAGGAACAAAAGGUUGUAAAUGCCGAGGACACAUUGAAGAGAACAAUGUCAAACCACGCAAGUGCAACUGAGCAGCUUCAGGAAGAAAUCAGAAGGCUUUCUGUUGAGAUGGCAUCUCAUGUUAAUGAGAAGGAGAAACUAGCUAUUAAAGCAGAAGCUGAUGUCAAGGCUCUGCUACAGCAGAAUAAAGCUCUUGAGGACUCACUGCAUGAAGCUGAAAAAGAACUAAAAUUAACAUCCGAUUGCUACACCAAAGAGUUGAAUCAAUUAUCAAUUCAUAAUAAUCAGAUGUUAUUGGAGAAGUCAAACAGAAUGCAGACUCUAUUGGAUGAAAAGAAGAAAAGUGAAGAAGAUUUACAAUCUGAAAUUAAAAAACUGCAAGAUUUACAAUCUGAAUUGGCUCAUGGGUCUGAAAAGUUGAAGCUAGAGAAUGCCAACCUUAAGAAGCAGGUAUCCGAAUUACAGAGUCAUCUAUGUACGAGAGGACAGGAGAGCAGACCUUCAAAUGCAGCUACUGGUGAAGCAAGAAAAGGUACUGGAGAAUGUUCCCAUUGUGGGGCUAUGAGGUCUCCAGAAGACUCAUCAGCGGAAAAUGGAAUCAACAAAAAAACACAACAAAGCAGUAAAAAGAUUGAUGCGAAAAUGACGAAGGUCAAGAAUGGGCAUGCUGACGGUACAAAUGAUCUAGCUGACUUACUUACAGAAGUAGUAUUACUGAGAGAAAAGAACAAGCAUAUGGAAGGUGAGCUUAAGGAAAUGGAAGAGAGAUAUUCGGAAAUCAGUCUAAAAUUUGCGGAGGUAGAAGGUGAAAGGCAGCAACUUGUCAUGGCUGUCCGCAAUUUGAAGAAUGGAAAGAAGAGCUAG
Molecule: messenger RNA, 2793 nt
Organism: Cuscuta europaea
Lineage: Eukaryota; Viridiplantae; Streptophyta; Magnoliopsida; Solanales; Convolvulaceae
Source: the annotation of a GenBank genome assembly